Pochonia chlamydosporia 170 is the source of this 678-nucleotide messenger RNA. Its product is annotated as translocation protein (Sec66). NCBI's taxonomy places the organism in Eukaryota, Fungi, Ascomycota, Sordariomycetes, Hypocreales, Clavicipitaceae. The transcript is spliced from 3 exons. Bases 1 to 678 code for a protein of 225 amino acids. The record is from RefSeq and is a predicted model, not a curated record. Gene Ontology annotation, biological process: post-translational protein targeting to membrane, translocation. Gene Ontology annotation, cellular component: Sec62/Sec63 complex.
AUGUUCGAUAUCGACUGGAAGGGCCUCGCCCUUCCUUUUGCCUACCUGAUGGUCCUCGGCGGCGCCCUCAUGACUUUUUCAACCAUUUAUCGCAAGAGAAAGGCCGCCGAAAGUGCGAACCUCGCUCCCUGGUUCGGGCCCAAUCUCCAACGCAACGUCUACCUCUCCCUCCUCCACAUGGACCCCGAAGAGGGCAACCAAAAAUCCCCCCGCGUCCCCGAGAGCGUACUCAAAGCCGCGCUCUUACGGCGCGCCGUCGAGGACAUCGACCGUCUGAUCCAGAUCAAGUCAGCGAAGCAGGCCUGCAGCUCACUCCUCUUGCGGGGCAGCGUAGGCGACGACUUGUGGCAGAGAUUCCAGCGUGCCGAGAAGGAAAUGGAAGAGGAGCUGCGUGAUGUUGUCACCGAGGCAAAUGCCCUCGCACCAAACUGGGGUCCCACAAUCUUCCAAUCCGCCCACGAAAUCGCCGCCAACACCCGUCUCCGCGCAUCCCUUGACGAGAUAGAAGCCCAAAAAGCCGCCGAAAAGGCAUGGUGGGAGAAGCGCCGCGGCCAGAUCCAAUCCGACUUCAUGAAGGAAUUAGACGGCUCGGAAAAGAGCUCGACCAAGGACGGCGCAAGUGAGGAUGAUGCUGUGAUUGUGGAUACACCUUCUAAGGGAAAGAAGGGCAGGAAAUAA